Prorocentrum cordatum is the source of this 2202-nucleotide messenger RNA. The record is from the annotation of a GenBank genome assembly. Lineage: Eukaryota; Dinophyceae; Prorocentrales; Prorocentraceae.
GAAAUCGACUGGGCCGCUGCAUCACAAUAUGGUAACGAAUGUGUUUCUGUGACUACCACAGCACCCAUGCUCUCAAUUGUCAUUGUUUUGGCGGCGUGGAUCUGUAAUGUAUCGGCUUCCAGCAGUAUCAUAAUGAGCAGCACUAACGCAACAAACAGCAUCAGUGUGUCAGAUACGGCGGGAACCAGCUCUGAUGUAACCCUCAGCGCAACGGUGUCCGACACGACGGGAACCAGCAGUACCAGUCGCAGCAGCCUCAGCGUAACCGGCAGCACCACUGUCACCAGCACAACGAGAACCAGCAGCAGUAGCACUAGCGCUACCAACGCCAUCAUUAUGGCCAGGACCAUGGGAAUAAGCGGUGCUCCCCGCAGCACCAACAGCGCAACCAGCAGCACCAGAUCGACCCUGGAGCCCGCCUCAGCCCUCAGGCUCCAGAGCCGGUCAGCUACGCCCGCCCCGCCGCCGACGCCAACGCCUCAGCACAUGUGGGGGACCAUUGUCGGCCAGUGCACGCUAGACGGUAUGUGUGUGCAGAGCGCGAAUUAUCCGCUGAAUUAUGGUGCAGAUGAGGCGUGCACGGUCGAGAUUGAUUUGGGGAAUGCAGUGCCGAUCUUUGUGGAGAGCUUCAAUGUAGAAUCAUUUUUCGAUUCUCUAGUUAUCAACGGAGUUGCAUAUUCUGGAAGUUUGCGCCCCGAUGGGGUCACGCCGACGGAAAGCAUGGUGUGGGCGUCAGACUUUCUAGUUCCUGAGCACAUGAUGUGGGGGGCCAUUGGUGGCCAAUGUUCAUUGGACGGUAUGUGUGUGCAGAGCGCGAAUUACCCACAGAAUUACACUGCAAGCGAGGCGUGCACGGUCGAGAUCGAUGUGGGGAACGCAGUGCCGAUCUUCGUGGAGACAUUCGAUGUAGAGUCGUAUUUCGACAAACUCAUUGUCAACGGUGUUGCAUAUUCUGGAGUCUCGCGUCCCGAUGGGGUCACCCCAACGGAGGAUAUCACAUGGUCUUCGGACGAGGUGGGGCAGAGCAGCGGGUGGAGAGUGUGCAUACCGGCGCCAACACCUGAACCGCCACCGACGCCAGUGCCUGAGCACAUGUGGAAGGCCAUAGUCGGCCAGUGCACGCUAGACGGGAUUUGUGUGCAGAGUCCGAAUUAUCCGCAGAACUACGGUGCAGACGAGGCGUGCACGAUUGAGGUCCACGUGGGGAUCGCAGUGCCGAUCAUCGUGGAGAGUUUCGGUGUAGAAGCAUACUUCGACUACCUCACAGUCAACGGGGUUCAAUAUACUGGAACUUCGGGUCCGGAUGGGGUCACCCCGACUGAGAGCAUAACAUGGUCAGCAGAUUACGAGGGGCAAAGCAAUGGGUGGAGAUUGUGCGUGCCGCCGCCAACACCUGCGCCCCCUCCAACGCCUGCCCCGCCGCCGACGCCAGUGCUUGAAAACAUGUGGGGCGCCAUUGUCGGCCAGUGCACGCUAGACGGCAAUUGCGUGGAGAGCGCGAAUUAUCCGCAGAAUUACGGUGCAAGCGAGGCGUGCACGGUCGAGAUCGAUGUGGGGAACGCAGUGCCGAUCUUCGUGGAGACAUUCGAUGUAGAGUCGUAUUUCGACAAACUCAUUGUCAACGGUGUUGCAUAUUCUGGAGUCUCGCGUCCCGAUGGGGUCACCCCAACGGAGGAUAUCACAUGGUCUUCGGACGAGGUGGGGCAGAGCAGCGGGUGGAGAGUGUGCAUACCGGCGCCAACACCUGAACCGCCGCCGCCUGAGCACAUGUGGAAGGCCAUAGUCGGCCAGUGCACGCUAGACGGGAUUUGUGUGCAAAGUCCGAAUUAUCCGCAGAACUACGAUGCAGACGAGGCGUGCACGAUUGAGGUCCACGUGGGGAUCGCAGUGCCGAUCAUCGUGGAGAGUUUCGGUGUAGAAGCGUACUUCGACUACCUCACAGUCAACGGGUGCACGCUGAGCGGCAUUUGUGUGCAGAGUGCGAAUUAUCCGCAGAACUACGGUGCAGACGAGGCGUGCACGAUUGAGAUCCUCUUGGAAAACGCAGCACCGAUCCUCGUGGAGAGUUUCGACGUAGAGCAGUUUUUCGACUACCUCACACAUAACAUGGUCAGCAGAUUACGAGGGGCAAAGCAAUGGGUGGAGAGUGUGCGUGCUAUGGUCGACGCCCGCACCGCCACUCACCCCAGUUCGACCGACUAA